Anopheles nili is the source of this 1512-nucleotide messenger RNA. It is a transcript of the gene Ppa, whose product is annotated as F-box/LRR-repeat protein 14. The transcript has a single exon. The coding region runs from base 1 to 1491 and encodes 496 amino acids. Gene Ontology annotation, molecular function: protein binding. NCBI's taxonomy places the organism in Eukaryota, Metazoa, Arthropoda, Insecta, Diptera, Culicidae. Gene Ontology annotation, cellular component: SCF ubiquitin ligase complex. The record is from RefSeq and is a predicted model, not a curated record. Gene Ontology annotation, biological process: SCF-dependent proteasomal ubiquitin-dependent protein catabolic process.
AUGGAGGAAGCCAGCUUCAUGUUAACAGAAAUCCCGGGCGGGUUUAUAUCGCACCGGCCACACACGAUUGCUGGUGCACACCAUCACCGGUUCGCGCCCUAUCCGGUAGUGCUUCAUCAGCCGCACCUGCAGCAAACAGCUGCGUCACCAGCCAUAUACACCAUUCCUUCGCAUCACCUAUCACAUCAUGCUCACUCGCACCACGUGCAUUCUGGGCGUCAUGCUGUCCUUCACCAUCAUCAUGCAGUACGAGCAGCGAAUCGCCCCAAGAGUCCAAUCACACCGCCGAUUCAGCCCAUCGAAGAAGAGGGUACUCACAUUGGACACCUGUACCCGGAAAUACUAACGAUGAUCUUUGCCAAAUUGAGCGUCAAAGAUCGAGGGCGGGCGGCGCAAGUUUGCACAGUCUGGCGUGACGCCGCGUACACCAAGAGCUGUUGGCGUGGUGUAGAGGCGAGCCUGCACCUGCGAAGACCUUCGCCGACACUGUUCGGAUCGCUGGUUAAGCGUGGCAUUAAGCGCGUCCAGGUCCUGUCGGUGAGGCGCGCCCUGAAGGACAUCGUGACGGGCGUGCCGAACCUGGAGUCGUUGAAUCUGAGCGGCUGCUACAAUAUCACAGAUAUUGCCAUCGGGCAUUCGUUCGCUUCCGACCUGCCCAAUCUCAAGAUCUUGAAUCUUUCGCUGUGCAAGCAGGUGACCGAUUCCAGCCUCGGUCGCAUCACGCAACACCUCAAAAACAUCGAGGUACUGGAGCUGGGCGGUUGCAGUAACAUCACCAACACAGGUUUGUUGCUCAUUUCGUGGGGCUUGAAAAAACUGCGGCGGCUAAAUUUGCGCUCCUGCUGGCAUAUUUCGGACCACGGCAUCGGCCACCUUGCUGGGCUCAGUAAGGAGACGGACGAUGGAACACCGGCCCUUGAGUACCUGGGACUGCAAGAUUGUCAGCGUCUUUCGGACGAGGCCUUGCGGCACAUUGCCCAAGGUCUCACCUCGUUGCGCUCAAUAAAUCUGAGUUUCUGCGUUUCCGUCACGGACAGCGGAUUGAAACAUUUGGCGCGUAUGCCGUGUCUGGAGGAGCUGAAUCUGCGUGCCUGUGAUAACAUAUCGGACAUCGGUAUGGCGUACCUGACCGAAGGCUGCAGCUCGAUCUCUACGUUGGACGUUAGCUUCUGUGAUAAGGUGGCCGAUCAGGCCAUGGUACACAUCUCGCAAGGCCUGUUUCAGCUACGCUCGCUAAGCCUAAGCGCUUGCCAGAUAACGGAUGAAGGGCUCUCUCGUGUCGCCAAGUCGCUCCACGAUCUGGAAACUCUGAAUAUAGGCCAGUGCAGCCGCAUCACUGAUCGUGGACUAGAUAUUAUCGCCGCCGAGCUGGUCAACUUACGUGCCAUCGAUCUUUACGGUUGCACCCGGCUGACACCGGUUGGACUGCAGAAGAUCAAUCAGCUGCCUCGACUGUCGAAGGUUAAUCUUGGCCUUUGGCAUGUCCGGUGAUGUGCUGUAAGACACUACUAA